CGUCUAAUGAGAAAUGCGAUGUUUUGCUACAAUGUCACUUUGAUAAUGAAUGAGUGACGACUAACCACUAUUGGCGUCAUCGUCCGUAUAAUAAUUUGCGUUUAUUAUGUAUAAUCUUUGACAAAAACUAGUGAAUAGACUACAUUACUAGAUACUUGUUCUAGAGUGCAUAAAUAUAUAACAUCAAUUCCUUCAUGUUGGAAAAUAUUUUUCAGCAAAAAAUUACGUAUGCAUAAUUGUAUAACCUACGUGAACUAAGCGUGAGAAUUAAUUGAUAAAAAUUCACUCAGAAAAAUCCACCAAGCUUAAAGGUUUAGUUCAUAGUGAGACUUGCGACGAAUUGCUAGGCUGAUAAUAUGAUCCACGUUUCUUGAAAAAAUUUUAACGUCUCAAACCAAUUGAAAUAGACUAUGAGGUUAUCAAAAUCAGUUUCAUUUUGGGGUCCGGUGUGCGGAAUUAUUAUUUUCAUCCAGCAUGUGGGAUGCCUUCCCGUGUCAGAAUCUGAAACUCCAUGUGAAUUACCCAAGGGGGUAAAAGGAGUGUGCAAAGAUAUUGCAAUCUGUCCAGCUGCGUUGUCAAACCUUAGAUCGGGAGUUCGUGACAUUGUGAAAUGUUCGGGGGAUGACCCAAAACUAAUUUGUUGCCCCAUAACACCACGCCCCAGUGCACAAAAAUGUUCGGAAUACAUGAAUAUUUUAAAAUCAAGCUCGAAGGGACCAGUUCCCUUGCUACCACCGGGAUUCUUUGAAGAUGAGCCUGAAGAGAUCCACUGCAGUUUGAACCUCAAUCCAUUAAUAUCUGGGGGCAGGCCGGCAGAAGUGGGCGAGUUUCCGCACGUCGCUGUGCUAGCGUACGACGUACCAAGAAUACCUUGGCGUUGUGGAGGCACCUUGAUCAGCGAUGAAUUUCUGCUUACCGCAGGUCAUUGUGUGAACAAUCCAGCAGCUGGACCACCCCUUCGAGUUUUGUUGGGAGAUGUGACUCUGAGUAAAAGUACAAGCGAGACACGGGAAAAUAUCGACGUGGACACAAUAAUUGUUCACCCCUUGUACCAUCCUCCUGAGACGUAUCAUGACUUGGCUUUGAUAAAGUUGGCAAGAAAAGUCAAGCUGUCAAGAUCUAUUCUCCCCGCAUGCCUUGUUCAACCAGAGGAUGAUUUCCUUAAAGGUGUGGAGAAUCGGACGCUGAAUGUGGCAGGGUGGGGUGUUCUUGGAACUGGAGAAGCCCAAAGUGACAUCCUUCAAGUGGCUGGAUUGUCGGGUUAUAGCCUGAAAAGCUGCAAUGCUUUAUAUAAUGGCCUACCAGCCAAGGAUUUGAAAUUUCCAGUUGGAAUUGCAAGGUCGCAAAUAUGUGCGGGAGAUAAAGUAGGAAGAAAGGAUACCUGCAAGGGGGAUUCUGGGGCUCCAUUAUUCCUCACAAAAACUGAACGAUGCGUAUUUUAUCUGCUCGGCAUCACGUCUUUUGGGCCCAGUCAAUGCGGUUCAUUCACGCCCGGAAUUUAUACAAAUAUUUAUUCGUACCUGGAUUGGAUUGAACAAAAUGUCUGGCCUGAGAAAAGUUAGUGAAUGUGGGCCCACAAUAUGCAUAAACAUACAUAUGCAUGUACAUAUAAUAGCAUAAACCAUUUUGUUAGCAAAUCUUCAGACUUUAAAAUAGUUUGUGCUCAAAUAAAUUUGUUUCUACGUGUUA
This is a messenger RNA of Folsomia candida, 1689 nucleotides long. RefSeq names its product serine protease snake. Gene Ontology annotation, biological process: proteolysis. Bases 411 to 1562 code for a protein of 383 amino acids. Gene Ontology annotation, molecular function: serine-type endopeptidase activity. The record is from RefSeq and is a predicted model, not a curated record. The transcript is spliced from 12 exons. NCBI's taxonomy places the organism in Eukaryota, Metazoa, Arthropoda, Collembola, Entomobryomorpha, Isotomidae.